Messenger RNA from Plutella xylostella (diamondback moth), 2664 nucleotides. RefSeq lists its product as uncharacterized. Gene Ontology annotation, molecular function: chromatin binding. NCBI's taxonomy places the organism in Eukaryota, Metazoa, Arthropoda, Insecta, Lepidoptera, Plutellidae. The record is from RefSeq and is a predicted model, not a curated record. Gene Ontology annotation, cellular component: chromocenter; nucleus.
AGAAAAAUUAAGAAAAUUGUGAAAAGAACAUGGCGGCUGUCGCAGCAACAGCCGAUAUAAUGAUUGAAAAGGAUUCUGAAAUUUUAGUAAGAGUAGAAGAAGCUUUAGCUGAUUUAAUUGUUGUCUCUUACUGCACAGACGAUAAAAAGUUCCAAGGUGUGCUAUUGGACGCUAAUAAAGGCACCCUGCCUUUUGGAGUGUACAGCCUCCACCCUGCAUUUAAUAAAGACAAUCCGCUGUCCAACAAAGAUGAAAAACUACAUUCCGUUAGUCAAAGGUUCACUUACCAGGAGCCUCAGUAUGCGACUGAAAAACCCCAGACCAAGAAGGUUAGUGCUAAGGGUAAGGCCCAGCCGAGACAAAAGAUGACCGUCAGGUUAAGACCUAGAAAGGUCCUGUGUUCAAACUGCCAGGGAAUAUGCAAUGAAAACAAUGAGAAUGUGCAUGUGAAGAAGAGGAAACUGGACGGUAAUGCUUCAGACGACGCCCCGUACGAGGCGAUGGGGCGCGAUGCAGAGAAGAAGUUCCUCAUGGGCAGCAUGCUCAUACCAAAGCUCUCCCGGCUACAGCCACAAGAAAUCUCUAAUGCCAUUAAAGGAAACAAAAACUGUGAUGAGUUGGGCAGAGAUAUAGAAGGAAGAGGGGAAAGAAGUUGUGAUAAUGACAGGGUACCACACGAAGUAGCAUUUGUUAAUGUUAAUGAAGACAUUAAUAUGAAUUGUGAUAUUAAAACUGAUACUGCUAAACAAGACAAUGAUGCACCCUUCAACUCAAUAUUUACUAACAAAAAGACUAUAAAAAUAUGUUUUGGAGAAGGAGAAGGUACAGUAGUCAAAAUACCUGCUCUAGUCGGUGAUUACAAUGAGGAUUCUGGAGUCUGUGAUAUGACAAAGCAAUCUGAACUGAAAGCAGCCAAAAAAGCCCUGAAAAAGGCUAAGAGGCAAGCAAAGAAAAACAGCGCAUUAGGUGUGAGAACAGGACUGUCCCCUAAACAUAUAGGGGCACUGUCACCUCGAAAUAAUGUGGACACAGCACCAUGCACACUCUCAAUAGACAAGAAACACAAACACAAAGUGAAACAUAAAAAGAAAAACAAGGAAAGAGACGAAAACACAAGCAAAGGCCCUGAAAGUGAACCAAUCAACUACUUUAGUGAUAUAAAAGGAAACUGUAAUAAGCAGAAGCCAGCUGUUAACUUAAGGAGGCCAAGUAGUCAUUCUCCUGAAGAAAAGGGUGAAGAGAGUGGAUCUGAAGGGUGGGAGAGUGAUGCUGUGCCGGACUUUCCAGAAGAUUCCACCGAGGGUGUUGGCGGGAAGCACUUGCCGGUGACUCCAGGGGACAUUGUCUGGGGCAAGGUGGUGGGGUUCCCAUGGUGGCCGGGCCGGGUGCUCAGCGUCUCACUUGAGUCCAAGGCACAUGUAGCGUGGUUUGCCUCUAAAACAUCAUCCAUGAUACCCUGCGACAGCCUGAGCCCUUUUCUAGAAGAUUAUAAGGUCCGCUUUAACAAGAAGAAGAGAGGUCCAUACAAGGAGGCUGUGAAGCAAGCCACGAUAGAAGCCAAUCAGUUGUUGUCUCACAUUGUGGACCCGCUGGGGAGCCCCUCACACAGCCUGCCCACCGUCUCGCCACGGCCCAUCAAUGUUUUCUCUUAAGGUUACAUUGCUUGUGUAUGGCUAGACUUUCAACUGCAGUAUGUAUUAAUCAAUAUUAAGGUGAUGUAAAAGUAUGACCUGAGCCAUACAAUUAUAAUAGAAGGUAUUUGCUGUGUAUCUACUCUGUAAAUUGUUAGAAUUAGUUAAGAAUAUUUUUAAAACACGCUUAAAAUUGAGGUAAAUUGUACCGCCGAAUUUAUUCAAAUCAUUGUGAUAUUUAACUCAAAAAUAUGUAGGUUAUUCAUACAUGUAUCUUUAUGAUUAUGAAGCACAAAAGAGAUUUCUCAAAUAUCUCACUUCCUGAAAAAAAUUGCAAAGAUGUACCAAAAAUACUAAAGUUAUUCUAAUGAGGGGUUAAUAAUAUUUAUUCAUAAUAUUCUGUCCAUCUAGCUCUGCCUACAGUUUAUACAUAAUUUUACAUACCGCACCGCAUUAUAAUUUCAGUCAUGUUCUAAUUUUAUAAAUGACUCAUCCUUUACAUUUACAUGGAAUUUCUUAGUAACAUGCUCAACAGGCACUAUUUGUUCGUUUGCAAUGUUCUCUCGUCUUUACAUUGUACCCAAAUACAUAUUACAAUUAUAACGACUUCUUAAAUUAGUCAUUAUGACGGUAGUUUUUUAAAAAUAUUUUAUAAAAGUUGAUCUGCUCUCCUUUAACCACUUUUGGAACAGUAUGGUAUUUUUUUAAACUCUGUGCAAUACGGGUUUGGUUACUACUUUUUAUUUUUAUUAGGAAGAUAUAAAAAUAAACCACUGGUAGAUAUCGCAACUUUACUACAAUACCUAACCAACCUAACUUAAAAAAAACAGUGCGACCAUGUAUACCUUGUUUAUGUUUUUAUACUUGCUUUUUUAUGUAAUUUUAUAAUAUUUGGUUCUGUAUUUUACAAAGUGAUAUCAUCAUUAUUAUUACAGAUAAGUGCGUUAUUUAUAUCACUGUUCCUCCACCGGAUUAUUUAGUAACUAAAUGUUAUUAACUAUUAUAUUUUAAACAUGAACUGUGCUACCACAAA